UUUGUACUCUCAGUAUAUAAAUAAGAGCUAGUCAAGAACUGAAAACAGAUUUCACAUUGAUUGAUGUGGAGACACCAGCCGCAAUGAGGAACUCCUCUACCUUUCUGGCAGCCACUCUCUCGAUUGUCGUUUUUCUCCUAAUUCCUGAAGAUCUCUGUGAAAAAAUUAUUGGAGGAAAUGAAGUGACUCCUCAUUCAAGACCCUACAUGGUGCUACUUAAGGGGGAAAAUAUCUGUGCCGGAGCUUUGAUUGCCAAAAACUGGGUAUUGACUGCAGCUCACUGUGACCUGAACCGGAAAACCCAGAUCAUUCUUGGGGCUCACUCAAUAACCAAGAAAGAGCCUGAAAAACAGAUCAUGUCCAUUAAGAAAGAGUUUCCCUAUCCGUGCUAUGACCAGGACACACGUGAAGGCGAUCUUAAGCUUCUAAAGCUGAACAAAAAAGCAACACUUAAUAAAAAUGUGGCUAUCCUUCAGCUCCCAAAAGUGGGCAGUGAUGUGAAACCAGGAACUGCGUGUCGAGUUGCAGGGUGGGGAAAGUUUCACAAUAAUUCCCCUCGGUCUGAUAUUUUGAGAGAAGUCAAUGUCACUAUCAUAGACAGAAAAAUCUGCAAUGAUCAGUCACACUAUAAUUAUAAACCUGUGAUUGGACUGAAUAUGAUUUGUGCUGGAAGCCUCCAAGGUGGAAAAGACUCCUGCGAGGGAGAUUCUGGAAGCCCUCUGAUAUGUGAAGGCACUUUCAGAGGCAUCACUGCCUUUGGCAUGGAGGGGAAAUGCGGAGACCCUCGAGGGCCCGGCGUCUAUAUCCUUCUCUCAAAGAAACACCUCAACUGGAUAGUUAAGACUAUGAAGCAAGCGGUUUAGAUACUUGUAUUUCAAUAAAAAAUGUUAUUGAAGUAUAGUUGAUUACAAAGUUGUAUUAGUUUCAGGUCACAGCAGAGUGAAUCAGAGUUACGCAUAUAUCCACUCUUUUUUUAUAUUCUUUUCCUAUAUAGGCCAUUACAGGGUAUUAAAUAAGAGUUCCCUGUUCUACAAAGCAAGUUCUUAUUAGUUACCUAUUUUAAAUAAAUUGAUAGUAGUAUGUAUAUGUCAGUACCAAUCUCUCAAUAUAUCACUCCCCCCAUCCCUGAUAACCUUAAGUUUGUUUUCUACAUCUGUGACUCUACUUUUGUUUCAUCAAUAAGUUCAUUUUACCCCUUUUUUUCAAUUCCACAUACAUGUGAUAUCAUAUGAUAUUUGACCUUCUGUGUCUGACUUACUUCACUAAGUAUGACAGUCUCUAGGUCCAGCCACAUUGCUGCAAAUGACAUUACUUUGUUCUUCUUCACGGCUGAGUAAUAUUCCACUGUGUAUAUGUACCACAUCUUCAUUAUCCAUUCCUUCGAUUGACAUUUAGGUUGCUUCCAUGUCCUGGUUAUUUUUAAGUGGUGUUGCAGUGAACAUUGGGAUGCAUAUAUCUUUUUGAAUUACGGUUUUCUUCAGAUAUAUACCCAGUGCUGUCAUUUCUUAAUUUCAUCAUAAAUAAAACCAACUUCUAUCACUGCACUUGUCUCCUAUAACUUAUAGCAGGCAGAUAUCCACCAGCAAAGUGGAACAGAGUAAUAUAGAGACCUUGUGGAUAAUGCGAGGGACAGAUCAAGGGACCAGGGCCACCUGUGUCAUCCAUGUGAUAAGUGACAUGCAAAUUUGACUUGAAUUAUUCACUUCACUGAUUCAAUGGGCCGGGCCUAGCAGGAGGAACACUAAGGUCAGUCUGCCUAGUAACAAGUACAGUCAAGGGCCCAGCAAUUCUGCAAUAAACAGAAGCAGCCAGUCUGAAGCAUUUGGAUUAAAAGGAAAUAUUUGCCCUUCACAGGCCACUGUUCCACAUCAACACCUGCUAUUCAGAUUUAUAUACAAGAAUCUGAGUCCAUUGGGAGAAGCAGAAACAGGAAAUGCCUUAGAGUAUUUUUCAAAGCAGGCAAGAAAUGGAAAUUAAAAUUCUAGGGGAUAUUAACAAGCCAUUUAGCUAGAGAAAGCCUCCUUUCUCAGUAGUGUGAAUUUAAGCCUUGGGUUACUAGGUGAUUUCUUGGUUCUCCUUGUCCUUGAGCCUGGGUAGGUACAACCAACAUGGUUAUGGUGGCUGCCAUCUCAUACUAGGGAGUGAGUGUUGAAUCAUGGUCUGAAAGUUUUCUAUGGGAGAAAAACCAAGAUGUUCAUUCAGCAUGCUGAACAUAGUGGAUAAUCAUCAGUCCAGUAGCCACAUCAAGAUGAGAUUAUAUGAACAGAUUCCUUUGAUUUCCAUCAGUUCAUUUUGGACUAUAAAUCUUAUGUGUGUAUAUGUAUGUAUAUAAACAUAUACAUAUAUACACAUGGUAUGUCCAAACUAAGAACACACAGCAACACUUAGAGACAGCUUCUUAAAACAAACGAAGGGACAUAGCUUAUAGACUGACCAAAAUACUGGUCCACUGGUUUUCAACCAUGGCUGCCCAUUAGACUUACCAGGCUCUUUAAAAUUACCAAUGUCUAUGCCUCACUUUUAGAAAUUUUUAUUUAAUUUGAUGAGAACCAGGACAGAGUGUUCUUUUUAUAAGUUUCCCCAAUGAUUUUAAUAUGCAGCUGGUGAUAAGAACCCUUAUAUUAGAAAGUGAAAUCUCAUGCUGAUAUCUAAAAGAGAUAAGAGAGUCACUAGGAUGAUACUUUAGAUGCCUGCUAUAAUCCAUAAUUAGGAUUAUAAUAGCAAUAAGAAGAUGAAAUAUUCUCUACUGGCAACAUUUAUUACAGAUUUUGAAGUUCACUUAAAAAUAGUUGUGUGAAACUCUUGUUCAUUGCUGGUGGAAAUGUAAAUUGGUAGAGUUUCUUAGGAAAAGUGAAAGUGUCUAUUAAAACUGAAGACACACAUAUGCUAUGACUUAACAAUUCUUACUCUUGGGUAGAGACCAAACAGAAAUGAGGGCUUUUCCCCACCAAAUAUGUGUUUGAGAAUGUCCAUAGCAACUUUAUCCUUGAAAGUUAAAAUUAAAAAUAAAUGUCCAUCUAUAAUAAAAUAGAAAAACAAUUGUUGUAUAUACAAUGGGAUAUUACACAGCAAUUAAAAGACCAAACUACAGUUACAUGUAGCAACAGUAACUACUUCUACAAGUUUGAUGUUGAGUAAAAGAAACCAGACUUCACAUAAAAGAAUAUUUACUGUAUUAUUACAUUUAUCUGAAGAUUGGCAGAAGGCAAAACUAAUUCAUGGUGACCAAGGUCAGAAUAAUGGAGGGGUGUUGACUAAGUGACACAAAGAAUCUUCUGGGGUAAAAGAAAUGUUCACAUCUUGAUCUAGAUGAUUUACUCAUAGAUCUUGAUCUUAAUCUAUUCAUAAAUUAAAUACAUUGAGCUAUACACUUAAGAUUUAUAUGCUUUAUGUGAAUUAUUACUCAAUAAAAAUUUUAUACUACACAA
This is a messenger RNA of Dama dama (fallow deer), 3428 nucleotides long. Its product is annotated as granzyme A-like. Lineage: Eukaryota; Metazoa; Chordata; Mammalia; Artiodactyla; Cervidae. Gene Ontology annotation, molecular function: serine-type endopeptidase activity. The transcript has 5 exons. Gene Ontology annotation, biological process: negative regulation of oxidoreductase activity; positive regulation of apoptotic process; proteolysis. Bases 84 to 863 code for a protein of 259 amino acids. The record is from RefSeq and is a predicted model, not a curated record.